CUCUGUCUCUCAUCCAUAGCUUUAUCUAUAUAAUCCUCCAAUCUCUUCCUCUCACCCCUUCACACCCAGAAGAGAUAUCAGAGCAAUUCACCCAACCCAUCUUCAAAACCAGCCUCAAAACAAAUGCUCAUCUCGAUUCUUGAUCGAUACAUAUAUAGUUGAAGAAGAACGGGGCUGGAUUGUAGAGACACAGAGAGAAAGAAAGGAAAAAAAAAUUGUGAAUUCGAUCGGGGGUAAAACCCGGGUUGAGAAGUUGUAGACAUCACGGCUAUACAAAGAGAAUUGCGGCCACUCAUACAUGUCCGGGCUGUACGACGAAAGGGUUGUGUAGUUGAGAGCAACCCAUCGCCGCACGGCGGACGUGGCGCUCUGCCUUCCGAAGGCGGCAGCCCCUCCGACCUCCUCUUCCUUGCCGGCGGCGGCGCCACCACCGCAACCCGUUAGUUUAGGCCUAUAUUAGCUUGGAAUAAUUCUACUUAAUUGUAUAUUUAUUCAAAAGAUCUGUUGCUUGUUGCUAUAUAUUUAAUUUUCGCGCGAGCUGUUUGGUGUUUGUGUGUUUCUUGAAUUCAAGAUGAUGUUGAGGAUCAAGAGGGUUCCUACGGUUGUUUCGAAUUACCAGAAGGAAGAGGCGGAGGAAGGUGCUCGCCGCCCCGGAGGUGGUUGCGGCCGGAAUUGCCUCCAGAACUGUUGCAUUCUAGGAGCAAAGCUACCUCUGUAUGCUUUCAAGAGGGUGAACAAGAUUGUCGGUGAAAAGGGUCUAAUUGCCCAUGACUACAUAGAGCCUUCCAUUGCUUUCUUGGAUUCUCUUCUUCUUGGGGAGUGGGAGGAUCGUAUGCAGAGAGGGCUCUUUCGCUAUGAUGUCACCGCUUGCGAAACCAAGAUGAUGAUUUUUCAGGUAAUCCCGGGAGAGUAUGGAUUCAUUGCACAGCUGAAUGAGGGCAGACACCUUAAGAAGAGGCCAACUGAGUUUCGUGUUGACAAGGUCCUGCAGCCCUUUGAUGGGAACAAAUUCAACUUCACUAAAGUUGGACAGGAAGAGGUGCUUUUCCAGUUUGAAGCAAGUGAUGAAGACAAUGAAACCCAGUUCUUCCCAAACGCACCCAUUGAUGUUGUGAAUUCUCCAAGUGUCGUGGCCAUCAAUGUUAGUCCUAUUGAGUAUGGUCAUGUACUUUUGAUCCCUUGGAUUCUUGAAUGCCUGCCUCAGAGGAUUGACAGGGUGAGUUUCUUGCUUGCUCUUUACAUGGCAGCAGAAGCUGGAAACCCGUACUUCAGAUUGGGUUACAACAGCUUGGGUGCAUUUGCUACAAUCAACCACCUUCAUUUCCAGGCUUAUUACUUGGCUGUGCCCUUUCCAAUUGAGAAAGCUCCGAUUAGGGAGAUAACUACUUUGAAUGGUGGGGUGAAAAUCUCUGAGCUGUUAAAUUAUCCAGUCAGAGGUCUUGUUUUUGAGGGUGGAAAUACUCUGGAAGAUUUGUCCAAUGCUGUCUCGGAUUCCUGCAUUUGCCUUCAAGAUAACAACGUACCUUACAAUGUGCUAAUCUCUGAGUCUGGGAAACGGAUCUUCCUUGUACCACAGUGUUAUGCUGAGAAACAGGCUCUAGGAGAAGUGAGUUCUGAGCUUCUGGACACCCAAGUGAACCCGGCAGUGUGGGAAAUUAGCGGGCAUAUGGUUUUGAAGAGGAAGAAGGACUACGAGGAGGCAUCUGACAAAAAUGCUUGGAGGCUCCUUGCUGAGGUCUCCCUUUCCGAGGGGAGGUUCCAAGAAGUAAGUGCUUUGAUCUUUGAAUCCAUCACUUGCGUUGAUGAUGGAAAUGAAAGUGUUUCUCAGAGCUUCAUGGGGGAGCCAAAUGCCACACCUCAACCUCUUGAAGAAGUCGAUGACCUCGAUAAAUCAUCCUGCCAUGCUAUGGUGCCCGGGAAGCAAGAAUGCCUGGUUCUGCACUGAAGAUUUGGGCCUUCUGAAAGACGCAUCAAUGUUCGUGUGUAUGUUUCAAUUAAAUAUUGCAGUAUGCUAUGGGAGUGUUUAUAUAUCUAUGUGAAAUAUCAUCUCUCUAAAUAAGGCAAACUAGGUUUGCAUUGUUGUUGAAGUUGCUUCUGAUCUGUGAAUUUGCUUUGAUAUUCUGUUUGCUUGUCCAUUGUGGACAUAUAUGUAAAAUACUGUGUAUUUUGCUGUCAUGAGCUAUUGAAUCCCGCUUGAUUAGGACCCUAAA
Camellia sinensis is the source of this 2210-nucleotide messenger RNA. RefSeq names its product GDP-L-galactose phosphorylase 2. NCBI's taxonomy places the organism in Eukaryota, Viridiplantae, Streptophyta, Magnoliopsida, Ericales, Theaceae. The record is from RefSeq and is a predicted model, not a curated record. Gene Ontology annotation, biological process: glucose metabolic process. Gene Ontology annotation, molecular function: GDP-D-glucose phosphorylase activity. Gene Ontology annotation, cellular component: cytoplasm.